UGCCAUACUUGAUCUUUUAUGGUUGUUAUUUUUUGUUCACAUAGCGAGUUUCGUAAAAUUUGUAAAAAUAUUGAAAUUUCAAAAUAUUUUACCGAGUUAAAAAUCUAUAAUAAAUGUCUAAAAUAUUUACACCCACAAAUCAGAUUCGCCUUACCAAUGUAGCAGUUGUAAGGCUUAAGAAAGGAGGCAAGCGUUUUGAAAUUGCUUGCUACAAAAAUAAGGUGUUGUCCUGGAGGAAUAACACAGAAAAAGACAUAGAUGAAGUUUUGCAAACGCACACAGUAUUUACAAAUGUUUCCAAAGGGCAAGCAGCAAAGAAAGAUGAGCUCUUAAAGGCUUUCGGCAAAACCGAUGAGACAGAGGUUUGCAAGGAAAUUUUAGCAAAGGGUGAGCUACAGGUGUCUGAGAAAGAGCGCCAGUCUGUUCUGGAUUCACAAUUGAACAGCAUUAUAAACAGUGUAGCCGCGCUUUGUGUUAACCCAGAAACGCGUCGUCCUUAUCCGGCAUCCAUUAUUGAGAAAUCGUUAAAAGAUGCUCACUUUUCAGUAAAAAUGAACAAGAAUACAAAGCAACAGACUUUAGAUGCCAUAAAGUUACUACGUGAGCACAUGCCUAUAGAGCGUUCACGCAUGAAAUUGCGAGUUUCGUUCGCCGGCAAAGAAUGUAGUAAGCUUAAGGAGUCUGUGAGCAAGUUGGCCACCAAAGUCGAGCAUGAAGAGUGGGACGAAGCAACGCUACACAUGGCAUUACUCAUCGACCCAGGCAAUUAUCGUGUUAUUGACGAACUUGUACGGAAUGAAACUAAAGGCAAAGGUCUUGUUGAAUUGCUCGAACUAAAAGAGGUAGUGGAGAAUGAAGACAUCUUUUAGUUUAGAUAAUAUAUGUAUAUUUUAUUGUAACCUUUUUAUAUUUAAAAUUUCAAAGAAUAACUAAUUUCAAAAUAAAUGUAUCCAUGCAACUUGUAAUGCCAGUUAA
This is a messenger RNA of Rhagoletis zephyria (snowberry fruit fly), 975 nucleotides long. RefSeq names its product SBDS ribosome maturation factor (gene Sbds). Gene Ontology annotation, biological process: cytosolic ribosome assembly; ribosome biogenesis. Lineage: Eukaryota; Metazoa; Arthropoda; Insecta; Diptera; Tephritidae. The record is from RefSeq and is a predicted model, not a curated record.